This is a messenger RNA of Hypanus sabinus (Atlantic stingray), 2016 nucleotides long. It is a transcript of the gene catip, whose product is annotated as ciliogenesis associated TTC17 interacting protein. Gene Ontology annotation, biological process: cilium organization; actin filament polymerization. The transcript is spliced from 10 exons. The coding region runs from base 273 to 1958 and encodes 561 amino acids. The record is from RefSeq and is a predicted model, not a curated record. Lineage: Eukaryota; Metazoa; Chordata; Chondrichthyes; Myliobatiformes; Dasyatidae.
UGUCAGGGUGACGGGGUCCUCCGUGAUGCGCGGAGCCGCCACCAUGCAGCCGAGGUAGGAGACUGGAGGAGGUGAACGAACUUCGCGGAGGACGCAUCGACACAUCCCGGAGCAUCGAUCGGUUUUAUCGUCGUUUCAGCUGAUACCAUACGAUUGCCGCCGUGCAGCCACUACUAUUUAGUUCGAUGGUCAUCGCACUAGUGUUUGGUUGCCAGGGGGACUGGAUCUGAUCGUGCAUUGGCUGCCGUCGGUUAAGGGAAGCACAUUGAAGAAUGUCAACCUCUGAAGAUCAGGAACCACUAGAGGGGGGAGUGUCCCCAAAAGAGAGAUCAUCCCUUAUGAAGGUACCGUCUCUGAAGGUGAAAUUAUCCUCAGAAGAAUCACGCCCACAAGAGGCAAGAUCGCCAAAUGAAGCAACCUUCUCGCUGGAGACAUCUCUGACAGAAGCAACAAUCUUAGGAGAGGGAGAAUCCCGGACAGAGCCAACAUCACCAGGAAACCCAAAGUCCCCAGGAGAGGGAAUGUCCUCCACAGAGCCAACAUCACCAGGAAACCCAAAGUCCCCAGGAGAGAGAAAGUCCCCUACAGAGCCAACAUCACCAGGAAACCCAAAGUCCCCAGGAGAGAGAAAGUCCCCUACAGAGCCAACAUCUCCAGGAGAGUCAACAUUACCAAGAGACAAAAAGUCCCCUACAGAGCCAACAUCUCCAGGAGAGCCAAUGUUAUUAAGAGAGAAAAAGUCUCUCACAGAGCUAAAAUCUCCAGGAGAGGAAACAAUCCCAAGAGAUGGAACAUUCCCAGAAAAGACAAAAAGUCCAGAAAUAAAUACUUCCAAGGAACAGCUAGUAAAACUGGAUCAGCAGAAAGAGCUGACACUCCAACAACAACCCGUGCAGGUGUCACCACCACCAUUGCCGUUACCGACAGCCAAUGUGGAAGCCAUCAAUUUCCUGGCUUCGAUCACUUCUGAGGAACUGGCGCUGAUACUCUUCACCGAUUCUCUGGUCACAAUUUCUGAUACGGGGAAGGAGCUGGGUGAAUUUACUGUCUCUGUUCAUCCCACCAUCUACAAGGGAGAGCAGUGUGUGAGAGUCACUGCCAACAGCCACGGCUCCAUUGACAACAUUCCCUGUGGAACAUCCAUCUCAGCCCACAUCUCUAAUAAACUCGAAACAUUGCAGCUACACCACCAUGAAUACAUAAAGUUGAAGGAUCACUCUCUGGUUAAAGAGACGUUAAUGAAGAAGGAAGAUGUUUAUGUCUUGACAAGGGACGUCACUAUGGCUGAGAAUGUGAAGUCUGAGACUUUGAGCUUCAGUCAGACAGACAUGGAGGGCUUUGUGUCAGAAGCAAGUAACCUGUUGCUUUUACGCAUUAUGGCCCGACGAAAUAAUGUUCCUGACAACAUGGUCUUCCUCUCGUUUGACACUGAAAUGCAACUUUCCACUUGCACGUAUCUGAAUCUGGGACCUAGGACGAUGAUGAUUGGGAAAAGUGAAUGUGAGGUCCUUAGCAUCCAGAGAACAAUUCACUCACAGGCAAACAGUCCCAUGAGCUGGCAGAGCAGCUUCUUGCCAGAUGGACAUUUGACCAGCAGGGUGCAGGUGGGCUCUCCUAUUACAAUGAGGCUGAAGCAACUACCUCACAUCAUAGAAACAGAUGUGGAAGAUCCCAAACCAGUUUUUGAGAAGAAACCACUGAACUGGGAGGAAGAUAUGCAACUCUAUUUUAAAUUUCUUGACAGAACGGAGGCCCUGAAAGCGGACUACAGCAGCUACAUUAGGCACCACCCAGAACUGAAGAGCAUAUUGGCUGAUUUCCUGCAGUUCCUCCUCCUCAGAAAACCACAAGAUGUCAUCACCUUUGCUGCAGAAUAUUUCUCCUCCUUCUCCACCUUCAGCACAGAGCAGUCACCCUUUCUGACCUCCAAAAAAUUGAGUCCCUUCAAAGAACCUUAAGUUUUCAUUAAAAUGCUUAAGUGUAUAACAAGUUUUUUCUGUAAAACAUAUUUAUAAC